UCACCCGCAUUCUAUCUAUAAAGGCGAGCAGACGGCUCGAACGUUCAAGCAAACUCGCAAGUACUCUCCCCAUGGCAGCACACAUCAAUACGCUCCCCUCAGAUCCCUCAGCCCUGAAACAAAUGGAGAAGCAAAUUCUCAAAGAAGGGAACGCUGAAGCCCAUCAAGUGAAACACGCUCUCAAAGAUGUCGAUGCGUCAGAGAAGGCCGCUACAAAAGCCCAGAAGUCUCUCAACAAAGAGGAGAAGAAGAACGAGAAGCUGAACAAGCUAGAGAUGAAGGCCGCCAAAGAUCUCAACAAGGCAACUCAUCGCCACGACACGUUGUUGAACGAUAUACAGAGCUCUGAGAGAGAUCUGAAGCUCAAACACCAGCAAGACGUAAAACUGCACGCCGAUCUCGAACAGAAGAAGCUGCAGGCUGAGGAGCUGGCAGCGUUGCAGAGGAAACAUGAUGAUGAGAGGGAACAGAAAUUGAAAGACAUCCGUGAGGCAGCAGGCGGAAUUUCGUAGUACUGUAGUUCUUUCAUGAUAGCUGUUAUACAGUUGCGCAUGUAACCGUGUUAUCAUACUUUCCAUUCGUUCUAAGUUGCGGGAAAGUAGUUG
Mycena citricolor is the source of this 605-nucleotide messenger RNA. The record is from the annotation of a GenBank genome assembly. NCBI's taxonomy places the organism in Eukaryota, Fungi, Basidiomycota, Agaricomycetes, Agaricales, Mycenaceae.